Molecule: messenger RNA, 3798 nt
Organism: Anopheles coustani
Lineage: Eukaryota; Metazoa; Arthropoda; Insecta; Diptera; Culicidae
Product: protein artichoke-like
Exons: 2
Coding region: 1-3798 (1265 amino acids)
Molecular function (GO): protein binding
Source: RefSeq, a predicted model, not a curated record
AUGCACGCGUUUCUGGAGCUGCUCGACAUUUCGCACAACAAACUGGGCAGCCCCGAAAUGGACGCGUACCGGCACUUCCCGGUGGUGGAGAGCUUCAUCUUUGGAGGCAGCGAUCUGGAGAUGAUCGGGCUGGAUGGAACGGCGUGGGAUCCCGAUUUCCUAGAUGGGCGUUUCUGGCAUCAAGACAUCGACGAUGACAAGCCCCUCUCGGUGGCAUUGCUGAUGCUCUGUGUUGUAGGGCCUAGCUUUGCGGAGGACGUGUUUGAGUGUGAUGAGAACGAAUGUACACUGGAGCUACGAGAAGAGGAGUUGGAGGGCGAUAUCAAUUCGGCGAAGUUUCAGCUCACCGUCGAGAGCGGUUUGGUUGAGUUUUCGUUCGUCAAUUCGGAAAUUUCUACUAUUCCCCCUGCACUGUUAGGCGAAAAUGGGGACAAGAUUGAAAUCUUGGACGCGAGCGAAUCCGAUGUGCAGUUUGUAACGCCGGCAGCGUUUGCCAAUGCGCGUGAAUUGAGAAUCGUGCGCUUGCAGCUAAAUCGCAUUUCGGAGCUGCAAAAUGACCUGUUUGGCAAUAUUUCCACCCUGACGAGAAUCAAUGUAGCAAGCAAUCGGAUCGUCAACGUUGGUGAGUUCACGUUCCGCGGGUUGACGAACCUGAAGGAACUGCGGCUGUCCCGCAACAAGAUUAGUGUUCUUCCAAGGAAGCUGUUUGCCGGACUGAGUCAUCUCACCGAUUUGAACAUUGAUCGCAACCGCAUCUCGGUGUUGGAGGACGGUUUGUUUGAGGAUCUUGCCCAGCUCACUGAGUUGUACCUGAGCUUUAACUACAUUGAAAAACUCACCAAUAAUGCAUUCGUCGGAGUGCCUUUGCUGAGAAAACUUGCACUGCAGAACAACCGCAUCUCAACGAUCGAAAAGAAUGCUUUCGAACCCCUGCCAAUGCUGAAAUAUCUGUGGCUGCUGUCGAACAAUCUGAAGGAGCUUGCACCGGAAACGUUUGUAUCGCAGAUCUCGCUGUACGACCUCGACUUAACGGACAAUUAUUUGAAAGAUCUACCGAAAGGGUUGUUCCGCAACACCGUUUCGCUUGUGGAGCUAAAGAUGAAGAAUAAUACGAUCGAGCAGUUUGAUCGCGAUCUUUUUGCUAACGUACAAAAGUUGGAGGAGCUUGAGUUAGAGAACAACAAUCUGCAGUCGUUAGAGGGAGCGUUGUUUAGGAAUCUGAAAAGGUUGGACACCUUGCUGUUGGAGAACAACGCUCUAGAGCACAUCGUACCAGGUACGUUCGAUGAUUUGAAAAAUUUAGAAGUGCUAGACUUGAACGAUAAUGGAAUAAAGUCCAUCGAAGGAGGGCUGUUCCGAAAGAACAAAAAGAUCGAGAAGCUGUUCCUGAAAAACAACCAUAUCAGUGCCCUUAAAGCUGGUUCGUUCGAUGGGAUGACCAGAUUGAAAGAGAUCUACCUGGAUAAUAACGAGAUCGAGUUGAUCGACGAAAAUUUCCUUGAGCCGCAUCAGAUCAAAAUUCUCACACUGGACGACUGCGGUAUCAAAGCGCUUCCUAAGGGCGUUUUCUCGAAACAACAGUUCCUGCGUACACUUAUGCUAAAAGGAAACAAGCUUACUUACAUCGAUCCAGAAACGUUUGCACCUCUUCAACGGUUGAAAACCCUGGACCUAAGUUUUAAUAGGCUUCGCAAUAUUUCAACUUCUUUGGCCAACCUUCGCCAUCUCGAUUUGUUGGAUCUAGACAGCAACCGUAUCAGUGAACUAUUGGAUAACGCAUUUGCCAAUAAUACACACCUUGCGAAUUUGAACAUUGACAACAACUAUUUGAAGGCCAUACCGAAAGCUGUAACCACUCUGCCGAAGAUUAAAUAUUUAACUUUGGCCAAUAACAAUAUUAAAUCCAGCGCGACUUCCGGUGGCUUGGAGUCGGUGGAGGAACUACUCUUGUCCGGCAACGAAAUCGAGACCAUUGACGUCAAGCAGUACAAAAACUUGAACACGCUGCACCUGGACAACAACCGUAUUGAACGUAUUUCGCCGGACGCUUUUGAAUUCAACCUGCGUCUCACCACGUUAGGUUUGGCAAAUAAUCGGCUUACCGGUCCGCUGAACAAUAGUUUCAGCCAUCUUUGGAAGUUGGAAACACUCGAGUUAGACCACAAUCCGCUCGGAGACCUGACGUUCGAAACGUUUAACGGUUUGGCAGAGCUCAAUGAGCUAUCGUUGGAAAAUAUCAGUCUGGCGAAAAUCGACACCCAUCUGUUCGACGCAUUCAAAUCGCUUGAUAACUUAGAUUUAUCGGACAAUAAAUUCACGGCCAUCUCAACCAAUGUCCUCGAUCACUUCAAACGUUUACGCGAACUCUACAUAAGUAAUAACGAAAAAGGUUUCGAGGAUUUGGGAGGAGUUGCGGCGGUGGCAGAAAUCAAAGAACUUUCGCUUUCAGCAGUAAACUGGGACGUUCCUGAGAAUCUGCUCAGCAACAAGAGAAUACUGCAGGAGCUAUAUAUUCAGGGUGCUCGAUUCGCCAGCUUGCCUGCGGACUUCCUACACUCGCCCAGAUCCUUGAAAACGCUAGCAAUUUCUGAUAACAAAAACUUCAAGCGACUUCCAGCGAACUUCUUUAAGGAUGUACCUUACCUCAAGGAGCUUACGCUGUCAAAUAAUAGCCUCUCGACCUUGGAGCCCGGAGUGUUCGAUCCCCUUGCUCUACUUGAGUCGCUGGAUAUUUCGGAGAAUCCACUGAAAACAUUGAACAAGGACCUGUUCACCAAGACGUACAGCGUAAAGGAAUUGCAGCUGCGAAAUAUAAAUCUGACAAGCCUGCCAUUGGGAAUAUUCGAUAGCCUCGACAAUAUGACCCAACUCGAUCUGAGUAGCAAUCAGCUUUCCACACUUCCGAAAGGAAUCUUCCGCAAGCAGUACUUCCUGGAGUAUCUUUCCCUGGAGGGAAAUAGCUUUGAGCAGUUGGAUCCGGCCGUUUUCGAUGGAGUUUCGCGGCUGAAUGUAAUUUAUCUCGCUCACAACAAAUUAAGCUCGUUACACCCUCAGCUGUUCAGCAACCUCGUGCAAAUUCAGGUGCUCGAUCUGGGUUACAACAAGUUCGUGACGUUCGAUCUGACUGCGACAGCGUUUCAGAAUACAGUUUCCGCCCUAGGACUGGACAACAAUGGUCUCACGUCACUGAAAAUCUCACCAACCCUUGAGAUUUUAUCCGCAGUCGAUAACCAACUGUCCUCGAUCGAGGUGAACCAAACGAAAGAGUCUCCGAGUGUUCUGAACCACCUUUCCGUGGAACGCAAUCGUUUCACAAACUUGAACAGUUUUGUGCAGUUUAAAACCCUAGUAUAUCUGGAUGCCUCUUUCAACAAUUUCACUGCGUUUGAUUUUGGUGCCCUGUCCACGCAGCUCCAGGGUCUUCGCGAGCUGAACGUAUCGGACAACAACGUGCAGCAGAUCAAAACUGAUGGAAUCAUCAAGCAAGAUAAUCUCAUUCAUCUGGACAUUUCGAACAACAAUCUCACCAGCCUGGACUUGGGCGUUUUUGGAAAGUUCCCCUCGUUGCAGCACUUCAUCUUCGGAGGAAACUAUUUCGAUACGUUCUCAAUUUCGAACCUGCUCGCGGCAUUCCAAGAUCUGGAAUCGAUCGGACUGGAGGGACAACAAUGGAAGUGCGAUUUUCUUCGUAGUUUGGAAGCACCGAUGAAGGAAUCAUUCGUUGAGUAUGUUUUCAAACCCCAAGAAGAUGAGCCGAGUGGUUGCGCCAAGGAAGUAAACGGGCUUUGCUGCUUCUAA